AUGGACCAAUCUCCACGAUAUGUGCGGGUGCGCGUCGCCAAUGCAUGCGACAGUUGCAAAGCAAGAAAGGUCAAAUGUGACGGUGAGUCUCCCUGUGGCUACUGUACUAGACACCACAGGGCCCAUCAGUGCCAUUUCUCACCGCAGCGCCGACGCCGUACCAACGAUCCGAGAUCACCUCGAGCGUCAUCCGCGUCCAGGUCCGUGCCGUCAUCCGCCCGCCCUCGGCCCGAGUCACCACGUCUGCCGGCUUCAACACCAUCUGCACCAGUGGCAACAACUCCAAAUCGUGGGCCCGGUGAUGUUUCGGCCGAGGAAGAGGCCGACGUGCCCCGCGAUGCAAGGCUGCUGUGCGAUGCUCAAGGGAAACUGAUUUUCAUCGGUGAUUGCGCACCGCUUUCCUUCUUCCAGACAGUCAGGAAACUUGUGACUUCACGAGUCGAUCCAAGUGCAUUUGCCCCUCAGGCAAGCCGCGCGUCGCUGCUUGAGAACGCUCACUCGAAUCAAGCCGCCGCCGGAGAACCGCAAUCGCCACACGUAGAUGCCACAGCCGUCGCAUCAGCGGUGGCCAAUUACCUCGCUGUUACAUCGGGAUUAGUGGACCUAUUCGACAGCUCCAGACUUGCGGAUGAGAUAACCUCGUGGGCAGCACAGCCACAGAAACCACAUGACAUCACAUGCGCCAUCAACUACCUCGUACUGGCGAUCGGUCUCCAGAAAAGUGAUGAAGCUGCAGCCGCCCGCCAUUUUGAGCAGGGGAAGAAGCUGGCAUUGGGCUUUAUUGGGGGCGAUUUGAGCGUUGGCACCGUGCAAGCCUUCACCCUCGUCACGCUGUACAUGCUCAUGACUUGCCAGAUCACCGGCGCUUUUCUGUUUUUUGGGAUCGCUGUGAGAGCACUCUACAGUCUCGGUGUACACCGAACGGAGGUGAACUCGAGAUUUGGCGCUGAUAUCCAAAAGCAAAGAGAUCGUCUCUGGAAGAGUCUUCGCGUCGUCGACCUGUUCCUCAGUAUAUCCAUGGGCCGACCCCCAGCUACGUCAGAUGUCGACUGUACCGUCUCGUAUCGUACUGUGGAUCACGAGGGUCGCGAGGUUUUCGAUCUCCUAAACGCGUCAGUCCAAAUAUUGCUUAUCACUGAAGGCAUUGUGCUUGAGGUCUACUCAAGAAAGAAGAUCUCAAUGCAGCUUACUGAAGGAAUCUCGCGCCAGCUACGUGAUUGGUCGAACCGAUGGCUGGCCACCCUCAAACGCAUUAUUGGCUUGCCUUCCAACCAGCAUGAUGAGCCCACGGUCGUCGGGGCUCUUCAGGUUCUUUCCUCGUAUUAUUACGCCGUAAUGCUGGUGUCACGCCCAUUUCUGAUGUACGAGAUGUGCAGGCGCCUGCCUCAGAACCCUUCAAGCUUCCAAGCAAGUGGCGAAGGCGGGAGCUCUGGCAGAUCCAAGUUGGCACACGCUUGCAUUGAUGCAGCGAGCUUGAUGAUCGAGGCCGUCUCCGAGUCCAUUCAGGGCGGGCUUCUUGGAGGUAAAAUGCCACUGAUAGUAUCAUGGCUCUUUUCGGCCUCUCUCGUGGUCGGUGUAGGUCUCCUCGGCGAAUUCGGCCGCAUCCUGGAGAAAUACGCCUGCAUGUCCAUUACGGCACUGAACUAUUUCGCCAAGGACGACACACAUGCUGCGCAGUACUCUCUCAUUGUCAAUUCGUUGCACUCAAGUACCACCGCAUACCUUGUGAAGAAGGAAAAGCAUGAGCGACUCCAGAUCAAUGAGAGCUCAUCGCAGCUCUUUGGCUUAAUUCCGCGAGCUCGUCGCGAGCCAAGAAAAGAACCCAGAAACGAUUCGACGACCCGAAGUCAGAGUAAUAUAGCUCAACCCGUCGCGUUGCCCAAUGCUGAAUCCACAAUUGCAGAGAUGCCUAGCUUGACCCAGAUGCUUGGAGAGUCUCCUUUUGAUAAUCUUGAUCCAGCACUGUUUUCUUUCACAGACUUGUCCUCGGGAACGUCUGAUUUCUCCAUGCUGAACAGCAAUGCGCAGGACCAGGCGGAUCAGGUGUUUGGAGCACUUAAUCUAUUUCCACUCCUGGAUGGAGGGGGCCACAUUGAUCUAGAGCAUUUCUUGUGA
Messenger RNA from Pseudomassariella vexata, 2115 nucleotides. RefSeq names its product fungal-specific transcription factor domain-containing protein. Gene Ontology annotation, cellular component: nucleus. Gene Ontology annotation, molecular function: DNA-binding transcription factor activity, RNA polymerase II-specific; RNA polymerase II cis-regulatory region sequence-specific DNA binding; zinc ion binding. The coding region runs from base 1 to 2115 and encodes 704 amino acids. Lineage: Eukaryota; Fungi; Ascomycota; Sordariomycetes; Amphisphaeriales; Pseudomassariaceae. Gene Ontology annotation, biological process: DNA-templated transcription; positive regulation of transcription from RNA polymerase II promoter by galactose. The transcript is spliced from 7 exons. The record is from RefSeq and is a predicted model, not a curated record.